This is a messenger RNA of Penicillium taxi, 714 nucleotides long. RefSeq names its product haloacid dehalogenase. Gene Ontology annotation, molecular function: hydrolase activity, acting on halide bonds, in C-halide compounds. The coding region runs from base 1 to 714 and encodes 237 amino acids. The transcript has a single exon. The record is from RefSeq and is a predicted model, not a curated record. NCBI's taxonomy places the organism in Eukaryota, Fungi, Ascomycota, Eurotiomycetes, Eurotiales, Aspergillaceae.
AUGACUCAAACCCCCAAAAUCAAGGCAGUCUUCUUUGAUUUCAUGGGCACUUGCCUAGACUGGCACACAAGCAUUGUCAAUUCUUCGCCCUCAUUCUGCCUCAAGGAUGAUGCUUCCAAUAUCGCACUGGAAUGGCGCAGAAUAUUCUUCAUCGAAAUCCAAACACGGUUCCGGCAGAGUCUAGAUCCAGAGGAUAUUGACGUGACACUAGCUCGUGCUCUAGAUAUUGCACUCGAGAAAUUUCCCGACUACCAAUCAAGCUUCCAUCCAGAUGCCAAGAAACAAAUGAUUGAAGCCUGGCAUUCCCAGUCCGCCUGGCCAGAUGUCCAAAAAGCUAUUGAGACCCUACGAGGAGACCUUGAUCUCGAGGUAUUUGUGCUCGCAAACGGAACAACUCGUCUGCAGCUGGAUCUUGUUCGCUCUUCAGGACUUUCUUUCAACAUGCUCUUUUCUAGUGAGCUGCUGGGACUUUACAAGCCCCAUCAAGAAGUAUAUAAAAAGGCCCUGCAGCUUGUGAAGCUGAAGCCUGAGGAAGUAGUGAUGGUGGCCGCCCAUGCGUACGAUUUGCGUGGGGCUCAGGGUUGCGGGUUAAAAACAAUAUAUAUCCAUCGAUGGACCGACGAUGUAGAUGAGGACAUGGAAAAGGUUAAAUCGGAGUUCAAUGCAUUCUUGGAGUAUAUGGUGGACCUUCCGUUCGUGAUUGAACAUUUGUGA